AUGGCAGCAACCACCACCGCCAAUCGCCAUGCCGUACCGGCCCCAGCUCUGCCCGUCAGCGUCGACGCCGACUUCAACGUGGCCGACAUGGCACUCUACGAGCUGACGCGCGCCCGCUCGCGUCUCCGAGCUCUAGAGGCCAAGCCGCGGUGGGAGCCGGCCGACACGGCAUCCUUUGACUGCAUGCACUACCAGGGCGACACCGCGCUGCACGCCGCCGCGCAUGCCCUCGAGCUUCAGCCCGGCGCGCGCGUCGUCGACGUCGGGGCCGGCUUCGGCGCCACGGGCCGGUUCCUCAACAAGCACUACGGCGCAGACGUGACGGGCGUGGAGCUGCAGCCAGAGAUUCACGAAAUGGCCGAGACUAUUACCGCGCGCAACGGCCAGUCUGCGCAGGUGCGCUCUAUAAACGGCGACUUUACCCAGCUGCCCGCUGCCGCUUUCGCCGAUGCCCAGCCGGCGGACCACGUCGUCUCAUUUCUUUGCAUCCUGCAUAUACCGAACCGGGCCAGUGUUUUUGGCAAGGCGGCAUCGAUGCUGCGAAAAGGCGGCACCAUCUAUAUCGAGGACUACUUUGCGCAGAGCGAGCUCGAUGAGACGACGCUGCGCCAGCUGCGAGACGUUGUCUCAUGUCCGUACCUGCCGAGCCAGGCGCGGUACAUUGCUGAUUUGAAGGCGGCAGGAUUUGGGAAUGUCGUUUUUGUAAACAUGACAAAGGAGUGGUCUGAAUUUGUGCACGGUCGCGUGGUCGAAUAUAAGCAAUCCAGUGCUCCAGAGCCUUUGUUGUUGACCUUCUAUAAUACCGUUGAUGAGCUGUUUCGUGGGGGACGACUGGGUGGUGCGCGAAUCAUGGCGACAAAAAUAGAGUAG
Beauveria bassiana ARSEF 2860 is the source of this 870-nucleotide messenger RNA. RefSeq names its product methyltransferase domain-containing protein. The record is from RefSeq and is a predicted model, not a curated record. The coding region runs from base 1 to 870 and encodes 289 amino acids. The transcript has a single exon. Lineage: Eukaryota; Fungi; Ascomycota; Sordariomycetes; Hypocreales; Cordycipitaceae.